This is a messenger RNA of Ceratitis capitata (Mediterranean fruit fly), 4265 nucleotides long. RefSeq names its product semaphorin-2A (gene Sema2a). The record is from RefSeq and is a predicted model, not a curated record. NCBI's taxonomy places the organism in Eukaryota, Metazoa, Arthropoda, Insecta, Diptera, Tephritidae. Gene Ontology annotation, biological process: axon guidance; semaphorin-plexin signaling pathway; positive regulation of cell migration. Gene Ontology annotation, molecular function: semaphorin receptor binding; chemorepellent activity. The transcript is spliced from 15 exons. The coding region runs from base 927 to 3125 and encodes 732 amino acids.
AGAUUUGUGCAGCAGUGAAAAAUUCUUUACAGAUUUUUUUGCAAAACUUUAAAAUUUUCUAUGAAAACUCUAAGAUUCUUUAAAUAAAAUUGGUGAUAAGUGGAGUUAAACGUUUUCGGUAUACACUGGUGUUGUGCAAAUAAUGGAGUCGUUGCAGUUUUGCAGUGAAUUUGUGUAAAAUCGGUGCCCAAGUGACAAAUAUUCGGAAAAGAAAAUGCUAAAGUGAACACGAAGUGCAUUUGCCAUUUUAAUCGACAUCAAAGUGUCAAACGAAGAGUGCAAAAGAUCAGGUCGAGAGCCAACUACCAACUGCUGCUCGAAUUGUCCAUUACGAAUGAAAGUGGUAGAAGAGAAUUAGAAAAAAAGAGCCGAGAAACAAAGAAAUAGAAAGUUGAAAACUUGCCCAAAGCACUUUAGCGGCAAUUCACUGUUAAAACUAAUUUUUGCUGCACUUGAGGUUGUGUGAGAUUUUCUUUCACAUACCGUUUUCUCCGCAUUCUGUAUUAAAAGCAAUGUAAAUUGCGCGGGAGAGAGAGACCAGAGCAUGGGUAAACUGAAACAUAAAUAAACAUACGAAAGUGACAAAGUGAAAUUGCACAGUUGCAAUAAAAGAGAAGAAGGAAAAGUAUAAAGUAAAUAAAAAGUGUAAAUAAAGCAAAAUAAAAUCAAAUGUGAAGAGCUUAAAUGCCGAUAUACACACCAACAUACGGAUAUUAGUGAAGAAAAAUCAAGUAACUGCAAACUACGGAAUAAAUAUAUGGUAUAAAAAUACAAAAAAAAUAAGUAAAAUAAAAUAAUAAUAAAAUUCAAAAUAAAGUGGAAACUAAAAUUUUACCCCAACAAAAACAAUAAAUAGUGCAUAAAGUUGAAACAAUUGCUUUACAUUGCCAAACAACACACACCGCCUGCAGCAAACUCAGUCAGCAAUGGCAGCUGCUGCAACACCGCGCACAAAAGCUGCUGCCGUUGCCGCUGUCGAGCAAUUGGAGCAACAGCAUCGCCUCCGGGCACAACCACAAAAACAACAACAGCGCCAACCACAAUGGCUGCUGGUUGCCGCCAUCAUAUUGACACUGUUUACCGUGUCCAUUCAGGGCAUUACCGAGGAGCUGUCACCAGACCAUGUACGCGAAUUCAAUUGCGGCAAAUUAUACUAUCGCACUUUUCACAUGGAUGAAACGAAAGACGCGCUCUACGUCGGUGCCAUGGAUCGCGUGUUUCGUUUGAACCUUAAAAAUAUUUCGUCCUCACAAUGUGAUCGCGAUGUUAUUAACUUGGAACCCACACGUGAUGAUGUCGUCCAAUGCGUCUCCAAAGGCAAGAGCCAGAUUUUCGAUUGCAAGAAUCACAUCCGUGUCAUUCAGUCAAUACAAAACGGCGACCGGCUUUACGUUUGCGGCACACAUGCACACAAUCCCAAGGAUUAUGUCAUUUACUCAAAUCUCACACACUUACCACGCUCCGAAUAUGUGAUUGGCGUCGGUUCGGGUAUUGCAAAGUGUCCUUACGAUCCCUUGGAUAAUUCCACUGCUAUUUAUGUUGAAGAAGGAAACCCAGAAGAUUUGCCAGGAUUGUAUUCGGGCACUAAUGCGGAAUUCACAAAAGCAGAUACAGUUAUCUUCCGUACGGAUUUGUAUAAUACAACAGCAAAACGUUUGGAGUACAAAUUUAAGCGUACACUCAAAUAUGACUCCAAAUGGUUGGACAAACCAAAUUUCGUUGGCUCCUUUGACAUUGGCGAAUACGUAUAUUUCUUUUUCCGUGAAACUGCCGUGGAGUACAUUAAUUGUGGCAAAGCCGUCUAUUCACGUAUUGCCCGCGUUUGUAAAAAGGAUAUUGGCGGCAAAAACCUACUCGCACACAACUGGGCCACCUAUUUGAAGGCGCGUUUGAACUGCAGCAUCUCCGGUGAAUUUCCAUUCUAUUUCAAUGAAAUACAAUCCGUUUACCAAUUGCCCUCGGAUAAGUCCCGCUUCUAUGCGACUUUCACGACCAGCACGAAUGGCUUAAUCGGUUCGGCGGUGUGCAGUUUUCACAUUAACGAAGUACAAGCGGCUUUCAAUGGCAAAUUCAAGGAACAAUCAUCAUCCAAUUCAGCUUGGUUACCAGUUUUGAAUUCACGUGUUCCCGAACCACGACCUGGUACUUGUGUCAAUGAUACCUCAAAUCUGCCCGACACUGUAUUGUACUUUAUACGCUCACAUCCGCUUAUGGAUAAAGCUGUGAAUCAUGAACACAACAAUCCAGUCUAUUAUAAAAGGGAUUUGGUAUUCACUAAGCUUGUUGUUGACAAAAUACGUAUCGACAUACUAAAUCAGGAAUACACCGUCUACUAUGUGGGCACGAACUUGGGACGCAUCUAUAAAAUCGUACAGUACUAUCGUAACAGUGAAUCGCUAUCGAAAUUGCUUGACAUCUUCGAUGUGGCACCGAACGAAGCGAUACAGGUGAUGGGCAUCAGUCAGGCACGUAAAUCGCUCUAUGUUGCCACAGAUCAUCGCAUCAAGCAAAUCGAUUUGGCGAUGUGCAAUCGACGUUAUGACAAUUGCUUCCGUUGUGUGCGUGAUCCCUACUGCGGCUGGGACAAGGAGGCGAACACAUGUCGCCCAUAUGAAUUGGAUUUGUUGCAGGAUGUUGCCAACGAGACGAGUGAUAUUUGCGACUCCAGUGUAUUGAAGAAGAAAAUCAUCGUCACCUAUGGGCAGAGCGUGCAUUUGGGUUGCUUCGUCAAAAUACCUGAGGUGCUGAAGAACGAGCAGGUGACCUGGUAUCAUCACUCAAAGGAUAAGGGACGCUACGAAAUCAAGUACAGCCCCACCAAGUACAUCGAGACCACUGAGCGCGGUUUGGUUGUGGUAUCGGUGAACGAGGCGGAUGGUGGUCGCUAUGACUGUCAUCUGGGCGGCUCCUUACUCUGUAGCUACAAUAUUACUGUCGAUGCACACAGGUGCACUCCCCCAAAUAAAAGCAAUGAUUAUCAGAAAAUCUAUUCGGAUUGGUGUCACGAGUUCGAAAAAUAUAAAACUGCCAUGAAGUCGUGGGAAAAGAAACAAGCGCAAUGCUCCUCGCGUCAGAAUUUCAGCAAUCAACACCCCAAUGAUGUUUUCCGUAAAAAUAAUGUCUGAUAUCAACAAACUCAACUACAGCUAACGUCCAUAUAAACAGUUCAUAUUAGAGAGGGUCAAGGAAUUUUGAAGAAAUUAUGUUAUAACUGCACAUAACGGCACCACAAUAAAUACAUUUCGAAUGUGUGUGAAAUUAAGAGAACUCAAAAAUGUAUUUCAUGGGCAAAAACUCUUGGAAACAUCGCUUAUACGCUGCACGAAAUCCCAGCAGUUAGCGAUGAUCAAAAAAUUACAAAUAUACAAAUUAUAACAAUUGAAAUGAAAAUUUGGCAAUAGUAAACAAAAUUUGAAUACACUCAAGCAAUCGCAUAAUACCUAAAGAAACUACGUCGAAAAAUACAGAGUAACAAAGUACAUAAUAAUAUAUAAUAUUUCAUUUAUGAUGAGAUACAUAUUUAAAGUUAAUAGCAAACAAUUAAAAAUAACAAAGAUAAAUGCAUAAUGAAAUACAGGAUUAUUACACAUACAUACAUAAAUGAAAUCAACGAAAGUUCCCGCAUAAAUAAUUGCAAAAAACUCAUAAAUAAAAUAUAAAGACAGCUUCAAGCAUAAAUAAAUCCAUAAAUACAGUAAUAAAAAAAAAAUUGAAAUAAAAAACGCAUAAACAUAGAUAAACGGAAUUCAAUUAAAACACACUCAUGCAUGCAUACGCCAUUAUUACAACAAUAAGCUUAAAAAUGUGAAAUAAAUCAAUUAAAUACAUUAAAUACGAAAUCCAUUGCAAUACAAAAAGCACAAAAAGCGAUAAACAAUUAAACAAAUAAUUAAAUAAGUGUGUAAGAGAUUCAGCUCAGCUUAGUUUUUACAUACAUACACACAUACAUACAUACAUACAUACAUGCAUGCAUAAAUAGGCAUUAAAUAAUAAGCUAAAUACUGACAACAAAAGCAAUAAUUUCAUACAAGCAUACAUACAUACAUACAUACGUACGUACAUAAUGAAUUAUGAAGAAGCAACAGCAGCAGAAGCCAUUGUGGUUGACAGCAACUAAACUUCAAUAAAACACAGAACGAUUUUAUCGUGGAAAUAAAUAAAAUAAUACAGUGAACGAUUGGCGCUGAACUGAUAGCAUUAAGUUACACUUUUUUAUUCGUACAUAAUUUGUACAAAAACUACAGCAGAAAUUAUGAAAAAAGCAA